UGGAGAAUGUAGAAUCUGGUAGCAAUUGAUGUUGCAUGCAUUGGAGUCCAACUCAAGCUUCAUUCAUUGGCAAAUAGUCGCAUAUGGCAUUCCUUUACUUUCCAUUGAUUUGAUGAACGCACGUUGAUGGAAGAACAGCCAACUGCACUUCAGGUAGAAUCUGAAACAGAAUUUAAUGAUGAAAUUUGGGAAGUCACGGACGAAUCAUCUUGUGCAGAAGCUAGAAUUAGCUGCAUCCCCCAUGCGGAAACUGCCACCUCAUCUGAUACCAGAACCGAGUUCAGUGGGAAUAAUACUGUGGAAGGUUGUUGCAGAAAUGUUGCAACAAGUAGGCAGAGACCAUACUUAUCUGAAUGUAAGGAGCUAGUUCCUCCAUCUCAUGUAAGUGCUGAUCAUAGUCCUCAUGGAUUUUAUAGGGAUAGUAGCAACAUAGCUAGUACUUCAUUUGUAGAACAGAUGUCUUCCAAUCUAGUCUCUGAUAAUGUUUCUGUUAACAAGGAUGCAGUCAUUAACAUUGGUAAUUCAGUGGAUAGUGGUGACUCUCAAAUUUCUCACGAGACAAUGCAUCAAGAGCAUGGAAAUUCCCGUUCUAGUGAAAUUUCUAUUGAGAAUCAUUCCAGUGCAUUUAUAGCUAUCCAGAGUUCUGUUUCCAGGCCUGUUACCGACAUUUCCAAUUUACCAGUAACUUCUCAAUUGCGAGAAGAUGAACCUUCCCAAGAGACAACACCUUCAAGUUCAGGUUUUCUUGUGUCCAGUCAUGAAACAGGACAGGGAAAUCAAAGCGUGCUUCCAGUUGAUGUGAUAGCAAUAUCGUCCAACAUUUUGUCUGAUAGUACUGCUGGCGACAGUGAUCAGGAUGCCAGAAGGAAUGGUAGAAGACUAUUUUGGGAUGCCUUUUUGCGACAUAGUUCUAGAAGGUUUGGUGAUUCUCCCACCAUUGUCCUCUCCGCUAGCAAUGCUGAGGAUCUAGGAUCUCAAGAACAAUUGCUUGUUAAUUUGGGUGUUGAUUUCCCAAAUGAUGGGGUUGGAGGUGAUUCGAGACAUCUGGGCAAUAGAAUUAACAGAUUUAAUGAACAAAGGCAGAACUCAAGAUCUGAGAUCUGGGAAAGGCUUCAUGGUGGCCUUGAUGGGAUUGGUCGUUCGAAUUCUUCUUGUCCCUUAGGACUUCAUGCAGAUGGUGUGUGCUCUUGUGAGUCUUUUGCAAUGGAUGAGGAAUCUAGCAUUCGAGCAAGAGUUUCUAGAAUAGUCAUGCUGGCUGAAGCAUUGUUUGAGUUUUUGGAAGAGAUCCAUCGGCAACCUCUAUCACUUUACCUAUCCAUGGUCUCACUCCCUGCACCUGAAUCAAUUGUUGAUUCUCUCCCUCUGAAGUCCCACAAAAAGGUUGAUGCACAUGGCAACACUGAUGCUGAACAAUGUUACAUAUGCCUGGAUGAGUAUGAAGAAGGGGAACAAAUACGACUUCUUCCUUGCAACCACGAGUAUCACAUGUCGUGUGUUGAUAAAUGGCUCAAAGAAAUUCAUGGUGUUUGUCCGCUUUGUCGUGGCAAUGUUUGUAGUGGGUACAGUGAAUCUUCUGCCUCUGACACUGAAGUAUCGUCUCGUUGA
Gastrolobium bilobum is the source of this 1605-nucleotide messenger RNA. RefSeq lists its product as uncharacterized. Lineage: Eukaryota; Viridiplantae; Streptophyta; Magnoliopsida; Fabales; Fabaceae. Bases 127 to 1605 code for a protein of 492 amino acids. The record is from RefSeq and is a predicted model, not a curated record. The transcript has 7 exons.